AUGGCAGCUGUUUUGCCAGCUGCAUUCAAUCCAGAAUAUGAGAUCACGUACAGAGUGCAUAUAAUUGCCUACAUCGAUGGCAGCUUUUGUCUUGCUGCAACAAUAAUAUGCGCUAUAUUGUAUGCAGCCAUCAUGGUGAUUCUGUCUCGUAGUAAGCAGAACGUUGUAUCGAACAACAGCUUGCACGCUGAAAUACGUUUAUUGCUAUGUGCUAUUAUUGAGUUCCUCGUUCUGACCCUGAAUGCAAUCGCUCAAAUAUUAUCAAUUAUAAUGGCUGAUAAUUUGAGCAUUGUUGAUAUCAUUAAUGAUAUAACAACGAUCUUGCACGCUCCUCAUUUGAAACAACUCGUCGAAAAUCCGUUAUGCGCCAACUUCAUGACCAGCCCUCGGCAGCAGUCGCUAAAGUCGCGUGAGGGGAAACGGAUGAAAUGUGUACAACUGUGA
Molecule: messenger RNA, 444 nt
Organism: Anisakis simplex (herring worm)
Lineage: Eukaryota; Metazoa; Nematoda; Chromadorea; Rhabditida; Anisakidae
Source: the annotation of a GenBank genome assembly